AGGACCUACAGGUUGUGGAAAAACCCAUGAGAUUAUCAAUAGGGCAAAAAAGCAAUUCACAGUCUUUAUUGACGCUCGAUCUUACCCAGCUUUAGAUGACUCUGAUGAUGCCUCACUCUUCUCAUUGAAAGAAAGUUUUAGAAGCAUCACUUCAAAAUGGAAAAAACCGAAUCAAGACCUGCCACAACUUCGUACUAUUGCUUAUGCCUUUCUACUAUCUCGUGUUCUGUUUCUCAAAUAUCUCAAGCAAAGCUCAUGUGUUGGUCGAACAUCUUGGAAGCACGAUUAUCUCGUCAAUGGAGGGAAAUCACAUCCAACAAAACGGAGAUGUGAAUGAAGAUUCAAAAAGAGGAACACUCUCAGUCUUGCUGUAUGUUAUCAAACGUGAGAGAUUUGCCAAAAAGGUUAUUUUUGCUGGAACAUCAUCAAAACUACGCAACAUUGACAACUUUGGAUCAUUUGGAACGAACCCUGUUGGUCCUCUUAUUCUCAAUGAAUUCACAACUUGGGACUGUGAAAUGGCGUUGGACUAUGUGACUGCUUUUGUCGAUAUUCAUCCGGAUAUUCUCAAGACUGUUCUUACCGACAACUAUCGACCAAGAAUUUUGGAAAACUUUGUAUAUGACUUGUUCAGUGCUGGAAUCAAUGACAAUGACUCGGCAACGGCACAACGCAUACGACUGAAAAAACAACAUGCCUUUUCGAAUAUCAAUGAUAUAGUAGAGGAAUCUUACAAUGCGGUAAUUGAUCGAUUCACUCGUAUGUCAAUCGAACCUAUUGCCAGAACCAUCAGGGAAGAUUCGCACACACAUACUAUGCUAAAGCUUAUUUUAUCAUCAAUGAUGAAGACCAAUCAUGGACCAAUACACUGCCAACUGGAUGAAAAUCAAAAAGAUUUUUUCAUGGAUACUGUUGGAUCCAUAUAUCCCAUUAAUGAAACUGGCGAAUACUCUUUUUUUGAAGGAUAUGUGAUAGAUUCGCUUUUCACGUUAUUCAAAAAAGAGCUUGAAGA
This is a messenger RNA of Batrachochytrium dendrobatidis JAM81, 1012 nucleotides long. RefSeq lists its product as uncharacterized. The transcript has 2 exons. The record is from RefSeq and is a predicted model, not a curated record. Lineage: Eukaryota; Fungi; Chytridiomycota; Chytridiomycetes; Rhizophydiales. The annotation marks the transcript as partial.